Oikopleura dioica is the source of this 1074-nucleotide messenger RNA. NCBI's taxonomy places the organism in Eukaryota, Metazoa, Chordata, Appendicularia, Copelata, Oikopleuridae. The record is from the annotation of a GenBank genome assembly.
AUGAGCCUCUACUUGAGCUAUGGACAGUCGCAGAUUGAGCAGCUUGAAAAAGUAAUUACUGAGAAAAAUGAAGAAGCGGAGCGAUUUCGCAAGCAUGAGCACUUCGUGGCCUCCACCUUGCAAAAUUGGUGGAGAAACUGCGUAACGAAAAUCAGAGAGCGAAAACGCACUCGCGCGUCCAACAUGGUUGUCGGCUUCUUGCGCAAAGUCGUGACGAACAAGAAGAUGGAUAUGAUCGAGAAGCACAAGGAGAAGAUCAGACUCAGAAAACAAUACGGAGAGUACAUCAUUCCGUUUCAAGCGCUUUGGCGAGGGUAUCACUCGAGAAAGACAGUCAUGGAUUUCUACAAAAGGAAAGAGCUCCUAGAGGCAGUUGCGUUAAAAAAUGAAGAAACUCGAGCGCACUUGCAAAAAGUUCGCAACAUGCAGCUUCGAAUGGAAAAAUGGCGGAGAGCAAGUUACAUGGCAAACGCUCGCAAGAGUAUCCACUAUCUCAUCAGCACCAGAGCCAGGCCAGGAGUUCCAGAACAAAUUAUGGAGAAAACCGCAGAAGAGACAGCUGCUUUGAAGAAGAAAAAGCGACAUAGCGUCGAGCCUCUGGUGAUUGUCCAACCGCUUCCCUCGCCAAGAAGAUAUAAAAACUAUUCUCCUCCAGAUGAUCUUGAAUGCUUCGGUCCUUUCAGAAGAAAAGAAUCAGACAGGGAUCAUGUUCUUACCUCUCGGCUCGUCCAAAUGCAAAAACACAGGCCUCUGGAACCAACUCUUCGAGUUUUGACUUCGUACAACACUACCGAGCGCGAAAUUAAAAAGGACAAACAAGAAUCCUGGAUGAAAAGCAUUCAAGAUAAGCCCAUGAAAUUCGCCACUGCUUCUUCAAAAUGCAACAAUUACGAGCGAACGCUGUGGGGCCAGACGGCAUACAACCCGCGCGACUUCAACCGCACGACCGUCCGUGACGAGAGUCAGUGUAAAAACAAGCUUCCAUUUAUUUCACAAGUCCCGUCGAUUCCGCUUUUCGAUCGGCUGGGGAAAUCGUAUGCUGAAAGAUCGAAACUUAUGAAAGUUGUUCAAUAA